AUGCCAACUCCUAUCCACGGCAGCACCGUGACAAUUGGACAUACUCAUAUCCCAGAAAAUGAGGUAGCUGAUCAUGCCGCCAAAGAAGGUGCUGCCUUGGAUACUCCUCCCAUGAUUGAGCAUUCUUAUGCGUCACUAAAGAGACAAGCGAAAGCCAGUGCCAUGUCUGCUACGCAAUCUAACUGGACGUCUACUGCUCCACAGUCUUACCAAGAUCUUGGGAUUACCUCCUCCCCGAGACACCUAGGCGAGCUUCAUCUCCCCCGCCGUCUCCUUGGGCUUAUCCUUGCAGCCCGCACAGGACAUGGAGAUUUUGCAGACUACCACGAACGCUUCAAUCAUGCAGAUGCCUACCUCUUCUGCCGCUGCGGUGCAAGGAAGACACCUAUUCAUUUCUUCUUCUGCCGAAUUGCCAAGAGACGGGCUCCUCGCCCUGCCGGGCCUCCCUCUGAAAUCAUACCCUUUCUACUAGGGACCAAAAAGGGUGCAAUCAGACUCGCCUCCUGGCUCACAGAGACUCGGUUCUUCGAAGAUAUCUGCCCCCGCCACCCCCCAUCUUAG
Messenger RNA from Penicillium maclennaniae, 561 nucleotides. RefSeq lists its product as uncharacterized. NCBI's taxonomy places the organism in Eukaryota, Fungi, Ascomycota, Eurotiomycetes, Eurotiales, Aspergillaceae. The transcript has a single exon. The record is from RefSeq and is a predicted model, not a curated record. The coding region runs from base 1 to 561 and encodes 186 amino acids.